Messenger RNA from Diatraea saccharalis (sugarcane borer), 1019 nucleotides. The record is from the annotation of a GenBank genome assembly. Lineage: Eukaryota; Metazoa; Arthropoda; Insecta; Lepidoptera; Crambidae.
AAAUAAACCCCGGGAACCUAAUAAAAUGCAAUGUUUCAUCGACUUUAAUCUAAUCUUAUGAAAUCACUUUGCUUAUUUGAUAAAGGCGCAAUUAUAAAUUUUAUGAUAGCGCAUAGGUAUCUUGAUUACAAGAAACCGAUCAUUGUUUUCUAUUUAAUAUUUUAUUAAGUGAACACUUUCUGAUAGUAUUGUAAAUAAACAUGUUCUUUUAAAAAUGAAUCAAUACAUCAGUUGUAAAGUUGUGGUAGGGUUAAUCCUUCUUUCAUGCAGCGUUUUAAUAGUAGCUCAGUCUCCAAGCCGCGCCUGUUUCCAGUUUACUUGGCUCGGUCCCCAGUUCAACAAUGAGAGUGUGUUCAUGAACGCUACCUGUCAGGAUGCAGUAAGGCUUGCGAGUGGUGUACCCUGCAGGGAACCACUAGUAGUGUCAGAAAAUGGUACCUGGCCUAAUAUGAAUUACAUUUGGACCAACCACAGACAACAGGCGACUUGCGUUCCUGCCGCUAACGACGUCUGCGCAACUUUUACAUACUAUUUCAAUGGACAUGUUGAAAACGCAACAUACAUGUGCACUCGGGCCGUAGACAGCUCUGGCAAUGCGAUUAGUAGAGGUUGCUUUGAACAAAGGAAUGGCAGUUUCGUGACACGUGCCUGCUUCUGUCAAUCUGUCGAAGGAGGCCUGCCUUGCAACAAUGCGACGCUUAGCAACAUUUUGUCGUUCACAGCCUUUUUACUGGCCAUGACAGUAACAAUUAUAAAAAGUUGAUGAGUAAUUUAUACUUCCUACUCGUACAUAGUAAUGACAUAUUCUUUUUGUAUAAAUUAUUUAAUUAAAGUGAUACUUUAAAAUAUAUCUUUUGUUUUAUUAUGAGGAUUAUAAAAAUGAAAAAAAUAUUAUACAUAAACCGCAUAGGUUGCACUGAUUCUGCGAUAAGUAGAUAAAACUGGUAAUAUGCAAUACAUAUCUGAAAUAACGAAGGUAACACAACCCGAGACAUUAUAGAAAAUUUAUUUUUCUGCAU